CUAUGCUGGAUGACAUCGCCAUCAGUUGAAUGGGGAGACAUUUCGAAUUUAACAAAGUUGAACCACUUUAAUAUCUGAAAAAAUAUUUAAUUCAGAAUUCUAAGAACUGUUCUACAAAGCUGGUUUGUAGCCUAAAUCUAUCAAUACACCCUCUUUCACAUGAAUGCGUAUAGUUGUUCAUCUGUUGUCCUGUUCCUGUAAAUGUGUGUGUGUUUAAUGAAUACUUCACCUGAACCCCUUUAAAAUUUAGAAUAAGGAUGGACCACGAGGUACGUGGAUUAAAUAUUGAACGACGUCUUUAGUCAAUGUUUAGAAUGGUUUGUGUUGUACUGAUUUUGUUGAUCCACUACUCAUUUCAACAAUACAGUGUCUUCAAAAGUGAUAAUACAAUUAAAAUGCGUUUCAUUUUUUUAUUUAAGAUAUUUUUACUACGGGCGCCCAAGACGAUUGUAUCAUACAUUGUGUUAGUUAAUCGUACAACAAAGUUGGAAAAGUACCGUUUACAGAUCGCAAGACAAGCUUUCAAAAGUUUUACAGUAUUCUCUGUUGUAGUUACUAUGUAUGUGUGCAAAUAAAUGCUCACGUGUUCUUCCAUAAACAAUCACACGGCUUUCUUGAAUGUUAAUUUGUAGGAAUAUUCUAAUUCCAUCCUUGCUUGUCCUUUUGUGGGCUUAUAUUCAGUAAGUGAAAGAAUGAUACGUGCAAACUAAUAUUUCUCGCGCACCUAAAGGUUAAAUCCCGAAUCCUAUAAUGUUUAUAUGUUGCAAUAUCUCUAUCAGGGACCUAUGACCUUGGGUGUUCCUGUUGUCUCUGUUUUUGUCUGGAGUCCUUCUUAUUGACCUUCCCUGUGUCACUGCUAACUGAGUGGCAACCGAAGCAUGGAACACCGCAGCUAAUCUUUACCGUUGUCUUCUGCUUGUCUAGCAGAGUUGAAGCAGCCAGUGUGGGGUACGCAUUGCGCUCUGAUGAAAAUCCAACGAAAGACAACACGAACUUCGCAGAAAUAAACUCGGCAACUAGUUAUUGAAUAAAAAUCAAUUCAAGCCAUACGAGUUUUAAUGACUGUUCGUGUCGUUGACGGCGUGGAUUCACGUAUGUCAUGCAGUCUGUUACUUUGCUUCUUGUCCUUUUUCAACUGUAUCCAUUACGAACUAUACAGUUUUGGACAUUUAGGUUGUUUUGCUCUAAUCAUCAAAAGCAGUCUGAAACGUACAGGACAUUGGAAACUUAAAAGAUUCUCUCGUUCUUCUCUAGCGAAGCUAUAGCAGCCUUUAAAGUUGCAAUGAAACUAUAGCUAAACCACUAUUAGGUGUGGCAAACGAAAUAAAACAAUUUGCUUUGCGUUGAAAAUGCAUCUUUACUGAAGUGAACUGUUUAAGUUAUAUGCUUGGUUUAAAUAUCAUAUUUCAUUCUGAGUAUUUGGUGGGAAAAUAAAAUAUAAUUAUAUUUUUAUUUUUAUUAUACACAGUUUUUAUAAUGAUUAACUGAGAGUAUUCACAGGUACAUUAAAUUAAUUCAUAUUUUUAUAUUAAAGGUUAAGACGCACUCAUACUAAACAAAACUUCGUCAUCCAGUAUCUGCACUUGUUUAUGAUGACAUGCAUAUUGACAUCUGUCAAGUGACAUUUCUUCAGCGAAGUAGGCUAUUGCUAAGCAUUGUCAGGCAGGUAAAUUAUGCGAUCAGGAGUUUUGACAAAUUUCAGGAGAAAUUAGUCCUACCAAUUUAAAAUUACUGCAUGGCGUUCUGAAAUUGUGCACAUAUCCGAAAACGUUAAAGGUCCGUUGUGGGUAUAUGUUGCAGUUAAACGUUUGGCCAGAGGAAAAUGUUUCAUUUAGAAACAAACUCGACAGGCAAGCCCGAGGAAUGCUUUCGUCACUAAUUUCCACCUUUCUGUUAGUCUCAAUUGACUUGAAAUUGAGCUCUUCUUGCGUUAUUUCGCCAAGUACGCUAUACCAGUGGUAGUAAAUAUAACAACAGACGAAUGUAACCUAUUAAUCUGUAGGCCUAAUCAAUACUUUAAAUCGCGCUUUCAUACGAAAACAAGGUAAAUUUGGAAGCGAGAGCACUAGACAUGACUAAUAUAAAACAAGCACUGACAUGCUUGUUGGUGUACAAUCCUAUUCUACGUUUGGGUUCUGCGUGCGAUUUGGCUACAUAGUUUGUAACGAGCCAAUUUCUUUAACUUUUAUGCGAAUUGGUUCAACCCAUGCGCACACAGACACACAUUCCGACUGUUUUUCUUGGGGUAUAGUUAUUUAACCCAUUUGUGUCCACAUGUGAGCGGGAAUAACCUACCUAGCGUGGAAGUUAUUGAGUGAUUUUAUUUAAGGAGUAGGUUAUAUAUCUAAAUAUACACAACACACGAAUUUUAAUAUUUGUAAAACAAAUAUAGCCUUUGCAAUUAAACACGUUACUUUUUAUUUUUCCAAAAGGAAACGUAGUUGUAGGCACUCAACAUACAUAGGCUACAUAGCUACAUACUUACAUACAUACAUAAAAUUCUCAUAUUUACAAUAUAUAUGUUUUAUUAUGUAAGUGUGGUUUUUAUACCACCAUAUUCUUUCAAUUUAAAUUGCUUUUAAAUUGACCAAUCAUAAAUUAAUACCGGGCUACAGAUAUUGUUUAUUUGUCUAUAGGUUGUUGACAAACCCAGUAUGAGUUAUGUCGAUAUUAAAUAAGUAGCAUUUUAUGUAGGGUAUAAAUGUAUUUAGCCACAUGUCAUAUAUUUUUACAUUCCAUGGCAGGCUUUGCCACUAUCAAGGGAUCUUUAAAAUGAAAUUUCCCCCUGCCCAUAGUGUGAUUGCAUGAUUAAAUGCAUAUUGAAAUAUAGCAUGUUAGUGCGAGUUGUAUUUCGUAAGACAAACUUUUAAGGGGUUUAAAGUAUGAAUUAUGACAAGAGAUAGUGUGAACAUCAAUAAUAUCAAUCGGCUGAUUUAACCAACGCAGCCGUUUGAUAAUACAUAAGAAUCCUGGACCGUUAAAAUGUUGAUGAAACUUAAACGGGCUAGGUUGGAGUUUCAUAAACACACUGCUAUAAUGCUGUAUUUUCUCGAAAAGAAUGACAAUGGCCUUCAUUGUACAUUGCGUAAAUGCAAAUGCUUUGCUAACGCGUGGUCUAUGUCACAACGUAUUUUACGGUAAUAUUAUUUUUAAAGUCGAUACAUCAGAAAUCAGUGACCUUACCCCAAACGCUUUACAUGGCUUCGUCAACUACGGAGCGAGUUUACUUGGAGGUAUCGUUUUUCUUCCCCAGAUUAACCUCAUAGGAGCCGGAAUAUUCAAUAAAGGUUUGGGGACUUUACAAGCACAAACUGCCGUAUGUUCUGAGAAAAAAAUGUUCUAGUUUGGGGAAUUUACGAGGUUUCUGUUUAGUGCCGCGCCUGAAAGUCAAAGAGCCACCGUUAUUUGGCAGUCUAUAAGCGGCACAUUUCAAAGCAUUUUCUUUGCAAUAUUUUUAAAAGGAGUCCUGUAGCGAACGUAUGCGUGUCCCUUUAAACCAGCCAAGCUCCCGUCAAUCAUAUCAAAUUCCAACCAAUCCCAACGCGCUCUGUUUUAAAAGCAGAUCUGCCUGCUGUGCUUUUAUAUUGCACCAUAGCCUGCUUCGAAGCAGUUUUUACUACUACGAUUAUUGCCACAAAUCAGGAGGGCGCAAAGUGGACGGCAUGGGACUCGCACCACAUUUAAAAAACUGGUGUGUGGUUUGGAGUCUCAUUCGAAUUGUAGGUUCGGGAAUUUUCAUAUCGAGAUGGUAGCGUAUUUAACAGGAUAGAUGAUGAAAAUAACGUUUUCUAGGUGAUUCCAAAUCACGUGAUAUGUUAAAUUUGCGAGAUCACAGCCAUACCCAUAACAAAGCAUGACUAGUCUGCCGAGGUUUAGUGAUUGCCCUCUUUCUUACGUCUGUCCUGGGGAGAACAAUACUGAAGCCAGCGUGGUGCUGCCACCUUUGGCAGGGGCGCAUACGGGACACCCCACUGGCAGUCCCUUAAAACUCUGCCCCUCGCACAGUUCACAAGACUACCCUGAGACUAGGUCCAGUACUUAUGAUGGUUAUUUUGUCCCUCAGACUCCAGACUCUGGAUACUCCAGCCAUCGGUUAGAACAUGGUCCAAGGAGCUCUGUUGGUGGAGCUGAUCUCCUUGGAAAAGGCAUGCCACCCGUAAAUGAUGAACUGGCGGCAAGAACCUCUCAACAUGGCGUUAUUGGAAAGUAUAGUGACCUCACCAGCUAUAGAGAAAGGAGAAGUCGAGCAUUUUUCACUGCUUACCACGAACAGGCCCAGGGGUAUACCCAUGGAGCUCAAGAUCUCGGCAGCCAAAUGAUGCUCGGUCUACCAGGGGACUUUCUCUCAAGAACAAACCCCUAUAGUCAUUCCCUUGGCAGCCAAAGGGGCAGCAGACAACAGGUAGUCACCCAGUUUAUGACUUUCUACAAACCACUGAACAUGGCCAUACCACGAACAGGAAGCGACUCCAACCUCAGGUUCUCUAGGCAAAAUAUAAAGUGCGAGAAGGUCUGCAGGUGGAGUGGCGGCCAAGAGGAGCCUGGGAAGCGGCCUUGCGGGACGAAUUUUGAGACAAUGUAUGAACUUGUCACCCACAUAAUGAUGGAACAUGUAGGGGGACCAGAGCAAGCAGAACACAUUUGCUACUGGGAGGACUGCUCGAGGGAGAGGAAGCCAUUCAAAGCCAAAUACAAGCUGAUAAACCACAUCAGAGUCCACACUGGGGAAAAACCCUUCCCAUGCCCCUUCCAUGGCUGUGCGAAAUUCUUUGCAAGAUCAGAGAACCUGAAGAUUCACAAGCGAACACAUACAGGUGAAAAGCCUUUCAAGUGUGAUUUCUUGGGAUGCAAUCGAAGAUUCGCUAACAGCAGCGACCGGAAGAAGCAUUCCCACGUGCACUCCAAUGACAAACCGUACGCGUGUAAGGUCCGAGGGUGCCAGAAGUGCUACACGCAUCCCAGCUCCCUUCGAAAGCACAUGAAACUGCACUGCAAGACAUACGUGGCGAAAACCGAGGAGGAUAGAAAGGAUAACAUCGGGCACUUUGCCGAAACCAGGUCGCCCGCACUAACGCCUCGACAGAGCUCGUCCUGUCCCAAAGUUCAAACGUCCUGUUCCGGACUCCCUGCCACACCACAGGACCAUGUGUCGCUGGAGAGGGGAGAUGGCUCCUCCACGACGCCACGUUUUCUACGCAUGUACGACAAUGGCCUGGAUUGCGCACGUAGAUCGCAGUCUCUCAUUGACCCUUUGCUGUUGCAAAGAGAGCAGUACAGGACUGAGAUCGUUCAGUACGCCGCCAACCAGCCAAGCUACAGUUUCGCCCCGAGCCAUCAGACCUUUCAGCCGCACAGUGGCUCACCAUUCCAAAAAAGUAUUGUGAACGGCUGGUACACAUGUCACGGUGGGCCAGAGGCCUUCUCGUCAAAGCACAGUGACAGUGACAGAUCCUCCAUGUGACUACAUUAUUGCGCAUGUGUGUGUGUGUGUGUAAGUUAAUAUUUAUUUUUAUCCCCAUCAGACAUGUCCUAAAUUAAUUGGCGAGGAGGGCUUGACAGCCAAGACUAAUUGUGCGGUUUUGUUAUUGUUUUUGAUUCUAUGUAAUUCACCAGAACAAUGAAUUCGUUCCUCAGAAUUUUCAGUGGACGUUGUGCCUUUAGAUUGAGCAUUCACACCACCAUGCACCUUGCGACUGAUAGGCUUUAUAUGACCAGAAUUGGCUUGGCUUAAUUAGCUUGCUAUGUGACAGUUCCUUACUAUUUCACUACAAUAAGAAAGACUGAAAAGUCAUUGCGUCUGUUUUUUUGGGUUGUAAAUGAAAGCAUCUGCCAUUUAUGUACCUUUGAUGAUAAUUUGUUAUUUGUUUUGCUUGCUUGCAGUAUAAUGGAGCAAACAGAGAGUCGUUGUGUAGGCCUACUGAUAUGUCUUAAAUGUUAUGCUGCCUUUUUGACCUUUUAGAUGCGAAAGGAAGCGCCAGCAGUUUAAGAUAGUGGAAAUCCUUGUAUUAACGUUUGAGAGGUCAAACAGGGCAAUUCGGCUGAACCACGAAUUCUAACAAUGGAAUCAAGUAAAUGAUGGUUGUGCUUUUCUUGUCCCGGUUAUCUGAGCAGCGGACAAUGCAUAAUGGCAGUUAUCUUGCGUUUGGGUUGCAUCGCCCUUCAAAUUAGCCAAACUGUUUUGUACAAUUGUUCUUGAAACAUGUGUUCCAGAAUUAACACGUAUAGUAGAAUAGCAACAAGGGGCUAUUUGAAAUGGCGAUGCGUAGUAUAUUUGUAUUAUUUUGAUUGUUCACGUGUUUAUAUGAAUAAUAUGUUUAUCAGGGAUGGAAUUAUUAAUCUGUUUAUCCAACAUUAUGUAUUUUGUUCUUGCAUCACCUUUCCAAAUACUUUGAGAUCAAACAGUCAGUUGAUGUGCUAAAUAUCGUAUUCAAUGUGAACGAGGCCCGUUCAUCGUCAAGCAGGUCUGUAUUUUUUUUUUUUUCAACAGUUAUAGUGUCCGCCUUGGUUGGUGAAGCUAUUCGUUUAUUGGGCCUCCUGCUCACGUGCUGUCCUAGAUUUUUCUCUCUCUUUAUUUACGGGAUAUUACAUUUUCACACGGAUUAUGUGAGCUAUAUGCACAGACCUACUGUAUGUAUAGGCCAGGGCAUUGUUUUAGUUCAGUGGACAGUGCAAAGCCUCUGUGAUAAGAAUGAAGAUAUUUAAUUUGAAAUUCUACUGUAUAUACUGUAAUAUUAAUUAUACAUACACACAUUCAUUAAAGUAUGUGUAUUCUCUUUGA
Molecule: messenger RNA, 6778 nt
Organism: Anguilla rostrata (American eel)
Lineage: Eukaryota; Metazoa; Chordata; Actinopteri; Anguilliformes; Anguillidae
Product: zinc finger protein ZIC 3-like
Exons: 2
Coding region: 3854-5461 (535 amino acids)
Biological process (GO): regulation of transcription by RNA polymerase II
Cellular component (GO): nucleus
Molecular function (GO): RNA polymerase II cis-regulatory region sequence-specific DNA binding; DNA-binding transcription factor activity, RNA polymerase II-specific
Source: RefSeq, a predicted model, not a curated record